AUGGGGCCGCGGGCGCUGCCGCUGCUGGAGCCGGGGCGCCGCCCGCAGCCGGCCAAGUGGUACCGGCUGUCACCGCGCGGUGACCGGCCCCGGGGGCGCGUGGGCCACGGCUGCCUCUUCCUGCCGGGCGGCGGGCCCGGCCGCGUCCUCCUCCUGGGCGGCGCCGACCCCGCCGGCGCCUUCGCGGACGCUCACUUCGUGGAGCUGGGCGCGCACCGCUGGGCCGCGGCCGGCUGGAGCGGGCUGCGGCCGCGCUACGAGCACGCUACCUUCCUGCCCGCCGCCGCCCCGCCGCGCCUCUGGGUCUUCGGCGGUGCCCACCCGGCGGGGAACCGGAGCUGCGUCCAGGUGCUGGACCUCGAAAUAGGAACCUGGGAGAGUCCUGAAGUGAGCGGUGUGCAGCCACUGCCUAGGACAUUUCACACCUCCUCAGCAGCUAUAGGAGACUGUCUGUAUGUGUUUGGAGGGGGAGAUAAAGGAGCAGAACCGGUUAAAGACCAGCGGCUUCACGUGUUUGACACAGCCACCUUGACCUGGUCCCAGCCAGACACUCACGGUGAUCCCCCCUCUCCUCGGCAUGGACACGUUGUGGUUGCAGUUGGGACCAAACUCUUCAUCCAUGGAGGUUUAGCUGGUGACGUUUUUUACAAUGAUCUGUUCUGCAUUGAUCUAGAUGACAUGAGAUGGGUUAAGAUACCAGCCACCGGUGAUGUCCCGGGAGGACGGGCAUCCCACUCAUCAGCUGUGUUUAAAGACCACUUGUACAUUUUUGGUGGAAUAGGUCCAGACGGAACACUAAAUACUACGUACAAGUAUCACACAGAGAAGCAGCAGUGGACACUCCUACAGUUUGAUUCCCCUCUGCCCGCCGGGAGGCUGGACCACACCAUGUGCGUUGUUCCCUGGCCGGCUGGUGGGAGCGGAGACACAGGAGCUGUCACCUGGGAGGACAGAGCUGGGAAAGAGUCGACUGUGUCGGCAGGUGACAACGCCGGCCCCCUCCAGAAGAGCCAAGAGGAGGAGGGGCACGCUGAAGACACAGUCGUGCAUCUGCUCUUCGUAUUUGGUGGGAUGGACACACAGGGGGAAAUAUACAGGGACUGCUUUGUCAGUCUGAUCGAAUAGCAGAGCUGCCGUCCCGCACACCCCUGGCCUUUUCUACACAGUUUUUAUAGUAGUCAGGUUAAGUUAAUUCUAAUUUCCAAUAAAGAAAAAAAAAUUACCCUCAAACGGAUGGCGCUGUGCUAGCGCAGCCCUGAGGUACAGGCGCUUUCUCUAUACGCGGUCCUGCUGACAGUCGGUACGGCAUUCCCUGCGGGCAGCUGCCGCAGAAGGGCUUCAGCCGCUGUCACUUGACCACAGGUUGCUGGAACGUGAGAGAGCCCAAAUAGUUCAUGCUGCGUUUGGAUGGCUUUCCAGUGGAAGAAACUCACACACUGUUGGCUACAGCAACACUUCUAUCUGCAAGGCCACACUGUUACCCAGAAACAAAGCUUUUGGGGGAUGAUUGAAUUUUAGCUUCCACUAUUGUAAAAAUGAGGGAAUGAAAACCAGAAAAAAAAAAAAUUGUCCCCCACACCAGGGAAAACGUGAAGUGCCAAGGGGUUUUAAGGAGGUGUGAGAGCAGGCACCACAAAAGCUCCUUCUGUACUCAGUUCAAUUUCUUAUCUAAUCCCAUGGAUGGGAUAAGGAUCACAGUUAAAUAAAAAGAUUGAGUUCCAAUUAGGCUUUUUUUUUUUAAAACCAUUUAUUACGUGCAGACUGGUUUUCAGUCUUCAGAAAACUGGUCCAUUGUCUCAUGCAAGACAAAUAAAGCUCUUAAAAUUAUUUUUAAUACUGCAGGAAAUUCUAUUUGUAGUUAAGCUAGUCUCC
This is a messenger RNA of Gymnogyps californianus (California condor), 1872 nucleotides long. It is a transcript of the gene RABEPK, whose product is annotated as Rab9 effector protein with kelch motifs. The transcript is spliced from 7 exons. The coding region runs from base 1 to 1125 and encodes 374 amino acids. The record is from RefSeq and is a predicted model, not a curated record. Gene Ontology annotation, molecular function: protein binding. Lineage: Eukaryota; Metazoa; Chordata; Aves; Accipitriformes; Cathartidae.